AUGAUCCAGACAAAUUCCCAUUGUGGCGUCAAGUUCCUCGUAAAUUAUUCGCGCAAUGAUUACCUCGCUAGUCCAAGCCCAGCCAGUUUCCGUUCAUUUCAGUCCACUGCGUUCCUCGAUUUUUCCGAGUCACCGUCAAUCAAUGUCCGCUCCUCGCAAAAUCAUCACCUCGAAGGCAGACUGUCCGGUUCUUCAUCGGAUGACCUAUGUACAACAGCGCCGCAAGCUUCGGCGAAUACCUCAGCCGGAGAGAAAAAGGUUGGCGAAAGAACCGCCAGCAUCAGAGUAAAACCGAAGCCCGCCGAAUACCUCUCCAAAGCUUUGCGGAAUAGCGGUCAUUCUCUUGGUCAUGUCGCUUCAUCCAUCAGUCCUCAGCGAACUCGCUCCAAUCAUUCACCGCAAACACAAAACGAGCUUAGGACAGUUGGUCGACCGAAAAAGCCAUCACUACCGGUCAUUCUUGGAGAAUAUAUACGAGAGGUAGAUCCAUUGCUUUCUUCUGCAUCGCAAGACAGCGAGAACAAGAGAUUGGACAUUGCUCUCCAGAAAGUAUUCAGACAAACAAGCUAUGAAUACUUAUCAUCGCGUGGCUAUGAUGCCACCGAUGUGACUGCCUGGGCUUGGAUCAUGAAGAGCCACAACCCGCACGAGGCAAUGAUCCGGCUAUUCUUGCUCGAAACGGAGAAGGCAAAAUAUGGUGCUUCUCGUUCAAGCAUUCCAUCUUUCAUCCCGCUCCAUCUUUUGCGACACCAGAACCUCGAUGCCCACACCUUCCGUUUGAUUCUGAUUCACUCUUUACAUCUCAUGAGUGGACACCCGCUUCCCAUUGCUGACACUGCUGCUGGACUUGUUGAAUGCGACAUCGGACUGUCCCUUGAGGACUUCCGCCCACAGAUCGAUUCUGGCACCUGCAUGAUUUUAGUAAUUCGCCUAAUUCGUCAUGCUCGGCGUGUGUGGCCGCAAGCACUUCUCACUAUUGCACGUGCAUUCGCUCGCUUCCUCUCAGCUCCAAAGGCGAAUGGGAUUGAGAGGUCUAUUUUGGCCCGGCGACAUGAUGAUCGCGUCAAAACGGAGAAAUUCAAUCAUUGUCUUUGGUUACUUUCCCUACCAGCCAACAUUGCUCCUUACCGCUCAACGACUAUCCAACAGCAAGCCCAGUUCGAGCUUCUCCGGGCUAUGGCUACCCACAAGCCUGUCCUUCCUGUCACCAGAAAAGGAUAUCGCGCAGUCGUUGCUGUUCAGUUGGCCCAUAAGAAAACAUUUGAGGAGCGACAGUCUGCUGAACUAAAAGCUCCGUCAUGGCCUCCAUGGAAAGAAGAGAGGCUAGGGAUGGACUUUCAGCGCGGAAAUGAAGGAAUGUACAGUCGUGCGAUGCAGGUCCUCUCGCAAAUGAAAGAUGCUGGAUAUUCCCACCGACUUUGGGAGGAUAUAUCCUCGAUUUUGGCUGGUUGGGAUACCGAUCGCAGUCCAACAGUGCAAACGAGGGCUAUGAUGCGUCGCCCACAGGCUUUACCAGACAAACAUGGAUCCAAGUUUCAUCACUAUGAAAUUUGGGUUGCGCGGAUUCGUUCCACGAGGACCGUCCAAGCCGAUUUUGACCAGAUGAGCCAAGCCCUGCCAGGCGAUGGUCGCGAAGUGUAUCCCGAACCAGCUUCUGCGCGUGAUAUCAUCUAUGUGCCCACAGAACCGCCUACCUUGGAUGAGUUCUUCGACCAGAUGUGCUCGCAGGGCCUUCGGCCUUCUGGGAGAUUCCUCGGGUUACUUCUUCAGUCCGCGACUUCUCUCCGUUCAGGGUUACAUUACCUUCAGUGCAGUGGCCUGGCAGAUGCGCAAAUCGCGGCCCUUUCCAUUAUACGGGCCAAGUCCCGCAAAUACCACAAUAUGGACCUCGAAGCUUUCCACCAAUUGCCGGAUUUCGUGUUUGCGUCAUUCAUCAAGUUCUUAUGCGUGCAUUCGGAUAUCACCAGCCUGGAGGUUGGUAAUCGAAAUAUUCUCACUGCCGACCGUUUCCCGGCCUUGAUUGCCCCCGACUGCUCGACUGGCCCAAAAUUGGAUCUUCUCAGAUAUUCAGAGGAAAAUCCCGAAAAUCAACAACACCCCAGGGCUUUAUGGCAUGCAAUUCAAUUGACCAAAUUACGACGAGUUCCUUACAACCCGGCCUGGAUCCACAUCUUGUCUGGCCUCACCCGUGAACGCCUCAACAGCACUCAUGGCCCAAGGAGCAGGAGCCUUCAACGCAUACUUGCAUGGCAUCAGGCUCUGAGAGCAUUGUCCUGGAUGCGGCAGCGUGAAGUCGAUCUUGGUGAAGAGGGAUUCAGAAUUCUAUGUUCAGCGUUUGGAAAAGCCGUCGAUUCCGCUCUUAGACAUCCUGGCACUGCUGAACAAAGCUUUGCGCUAAUCCAAAAAGCUCGCAUUCGUCGUCUCAAAACUAAAAGCGAAGGUGAUGACGACCUUGAAGCUUUGUUACAACAUGGGCUGCAUGUUUUGAAGAAUCAAUUUGAUCAUCUCGUUCUGCCAGCUUCUAAAACUUCGGAGCAUGCAGAGCGAAGUGUCUUCACAGCAAAGGACGAUCCCGAUGCACAGCUUAGCGUUCCUUCAAUGCUGCAAACCCCAUCACCUGCCACACUGCAUGCCUUCGUUCGGGCUUUGGGGUCCGUAGGAGAUGACGAAGGGCUGUUACAUUUGCUCCAAUGGAUGAGUCAAUCAGCUGAUUUGCUCAAACAAACUGCAGAUGAGCAUUCAAAUGGAGAGAAAAUGAUGCGUCGAACUCUUGUGGCGAUCAGAGUGUUCCUCGAAAGACGACAGCAACGAAUCGACACGCGGGUACCGUCGGACCUGAUCGCGGAGGCAUACGACCUUGUCAGCCGGACAGGCUGGGACUGGCCGAGUGAUGCGGAGGUUACAGAAUAUUGCCAGUGA
Penicillium paradoxum is the source of this 2919-nucleotide messenger RNA. RefSeq lists its product as uncharacterized. The transcript is spliced from 2 exons. NCBI's taxonomy places the organism in Eukaryota, Fungi, Ascomycota, Eurotiomycetes, Eurotiales, Aspergillaceae. The record is from RefSeq and is a predicted model, not a curated record. Bases 1 to 2919 code for a protein of 972 amino acids.